ACGCCACUCGCACGCUGGUCACACCGAUUUUGUAAAUGCAAAAAUUGAGUAUGUAUAAGUAUUUACCAUCGUGUCGUUAUAGGAAAAUUAAAAAUUGUGUCAUCUCGGACCAAGAUAAAUGUUGAAAAGCAAACCAAAGUGAAUCAUAGUGUCUCCAAAUUGGGCAUAAACACAUUCGCAUAUAUAUAUACGUAUACAUGUGUAUGCACACUGAUUAGUGCGCAGAUAUAUGAAGAAAACAUUGAGAAAAAAAGAAGCAAAACAAUCGGAUUCAUUGGAAAAGCCAUUUGAACGCAAUCCAAUUAAAAUUCAAGUGUAUUUCAACCGAGCUAUGUAGUCGUAUUCUAUUAUGUACGAUUGUAGAGCAGCCAGCGAAUAAUCGAAUCGAGUUACAUCAAAUCCUGGUGGGUAUCGCCAACGAAAAAUGCUCGAUGCUCCAUGGAAAUAGCAAAAUGGCAUUGGCAAUUGAUUGUGCUGAUUACAUACGACCUGGAAACUUGCCCAUUUCGAAAUCGGAUGGGCAGUUAAGUCAGUGAAUUAUUGAAUCACUUGAAGACACACAAAAUACAAAUACGAACUGCAACCCUCUCGCCAUGUCGGUAACAUCUUCGAUUGAAAAGCCAACAACCACAGCAAGUGCAAUUCAGCAACAACAACAGCAUCAGCAGCAGCAGCAACAGAAGCCACAACAGCAACAACAGCAGCAGCAGCAGGAUAAAAGCAACACCAUCGCAAUCGCAGCAGCAGCAGCAGCAGGGCAGCAACAAAAGCGCAAAUCCCUGAGUUCCAAGCGCUCGUACUCGCUAUCCUCGUCGAGCGCCUCCAGUUCUGGUUCCUUUGGGGCGAUAAGGUCUGCGACGUCGCCACUGGUCACCACCGCCGAGAGGGAGAAAGAUAAGGAGAAGAGCUCCUCCUCGGCCAGCAAUAGCCACCAUCAACAUCAUCAGCUCCAUCAACACCAUCACCAUCAUCAGCAGCAGUCGCAGCAGCAGCAAUCCUUUUUGCCGUACUCAUAUUGCACCGAUACCAUAGCAGCCGUACAUCAUCAGCGACAGUCGUACGCGCUGGUCCAGAAGCCCCCAUCGUUGCGCUACCAGGGAAAGCCCCAUCAUCAGCUGAGCAACUUCUCGCCCACGAUGACCUCCUCGGAACCCUCAUCCCCAUUGGCCGCCGAUGGUUGCGGAUCCGGAAUCCUUAGCCCAUCGGAGGUCGCCACCCAUUGUUGCGCCAAUGUCAAGGCCAAUAUCACCACCCCGUUGGCCACCACCACACAGAAAAUGCACCGAACAAUACCAUCUGAUAAAAUUAACCUACGCCUCAUUCUUGUUAGUGGUAAAACAAAAGAGUUUAUUUUUAGCCCUUCAGAUUCCGCAGGUGAUAUUGCACAAACAGUAUUUGAUAAUUGGCCAGAAGAUUGGACCCACGAAACUGUGUCGAAAGCCGAAAUCUUGCGCUUAAUUUAUCAAGGUCGUUUUCUUCAUUGCAAUGUAACCUUAGGAGCACUGGGACUUCCAUUAGGCAAAACGACUGUUAUGCAUUUAGUGCCACGUGAUAAUUUGCCAGAGCCCAAUUCACAAGAUCAAAGACAAAAUAGUAAAGGCGGUUCUGGACGAUGCUGUUCGACAAAUUGCUCUAUUUUGUAACUAAAUUAUUAUAUAAUAGCGUAAUAUUUAAACUAAUUUGCAUUAAAAGAAAAAGAAAAAAAAAAAACCCACAACCGAAAUAAAAACAAAUAUGAAUGUAUAAAUUACAUUUUUGUGCAGUCAGAAGUAUAUUUAUUAAACUAUAACAAUGUAUGUCUGGAUCAACAAGGCGCUUUGUUUCAAAUAUUAAUGUACAUACAAUAUAUAUUUUAUAUAUAUACCACACAGGAAUUCAUGAGCAUGUGCAAAAUGCGUAUACUCUGUAUUAAAGUUGCUAGACUGCAUAUUUAUAACAUGUAAUAUACGAAUACAAUGCUAAUUGCUUUUAGAAACCGGACUUGUUAACCUAAUUAGAGAAUGGGUAAUUACAACACUUAUUUCAAAUAUGUCGAAAAUAUUGAAAACUAAUUAUGUGCAAGAAUAAGUAAUUUUCCCUUUGCGUUCUGCUUUUAAGUGUGCGUCAACCGAAAACUAAAUAAAAUCAGCAAUUACUUGUCAGAUCGAUUCUUUAAUGCGUUAAAGAAUAUUGAAGCAAUUUUUGUUCUGUAUAUAUACACAUUUAAUUAGAACUUAAGUGUUUUCUUCUGUUAAGUUUUAAAAUAUUAUCUGUAAAGUCUAACUUAAAGUCAAUGAUAAAUAAAUAAUCUAAUAUAUCCUUAA
This is a messenger RNA of Drosophila simulans, 2303 nucleotides long. RefSeq names its product mastermind-like domain-containing protein 1 (gene UBL3). The record is from RefSeq and is a predicted model, not a curated record. NCBI's taxonomy places the organism in Eukaryota, Metazoa, Arthropoda, Insecta, Diptera, Drosophilidae. The transcript is spliced from 5 exons. Gene Ontology annotation, molecular function: protein binding. The coding region runs from base 594 to 1643 and encodes 349 amino acids.